Adineta ricciae is the source of this 561-nucleotide messenger RNA. Lineage: Eukaryota; Metazoa; Rotifera; Eurotatoria; Adinetida; Adinetidae. The record is from the annotation of a GenBank genome assembly.
AUGUACAAUACAAGUGGAAGUGAUAUGGACAUGGAAGAAUUGGAAUAUAAUUGCGGUUCACGUAAAAUUGCCAAGACAUAUGUCGAAAAGAAACGACGUGAUCGUAUAAAUCGAAGUUUGGAUGAAUUAAAAGAUUUAUUAUCUGUACAUUGUGAUAAAGCACGUUAUCAGAAAUUAGAAAAAGCUGAAAUCCUCGAAAUGUGCGUGGAAUUCGUUAAACAAACAAACGAACGUAUGAAUAGAACUCAACAAAAUUAUGAACAAGGUUAUCAACAAUGUACAAAUGAUGUUGCCACAUUUUUGAAUUCCACACCGGAGAUAUCAUAUCUCGAACGACAAAAUCUUCUUCGCCAUCUUUCGUCAGCAAACAGUCGACGUUAUCAACCAUAUCGAUCAUCGACAACAGCUAGCCGUCAUUCGAUUGUCAACGAAUGGUUUACUCGCUGCGGUGGAAAACAAAAAUCUUUGCCCGAUUCAGCAUCUGAACGUUCGAAUGCAUCCAGUCCGUCAUCAAUCGACGAACAUAGUGAACGUUCAUCGUCUCUUUGGAGACCAUGGUGA